Messenger RNA from Arabis nemorensis, 1470 nucleotides. Lineage: Eukaryota; Viridiplantae; Streptophyta; Magnoliopsida; Brassicales; Brassicaceae. The record is from the annotation of a GenBank genome assembly.
AUGGUAGACGAGAGAGAUUACAUCGGAAAAGGCGGAGGUACUCGCGGCGCACUGUAUCAACCAAUCAACACUCGCCGUCCGUCACAACCCAUCACUCCUUCACACCCUCUUCACACUAAAGAAACUAUUCGUUACACUCAAUUUCGCUCUCAGCUUCAAUCCGAGACUCCACUAUCUGCUCAUGAGAAACUCGACACAGAGCCAACUGAGCCUGCGGAUUUUGCAGCAGCGCCACAGUGCGAUGCUUUGGUUGACAAAUUCAAUGUGACUCCUUUGAUUAUUGGUUUAGUCGCACCAAUCUGCUUACGUCACGUAGCUCUCACGGGUGUUUUCGAUGAUGGUUGGGCUGAUAAAGCCAUUCAUGACUCUGAGUCUCAAUCACAAGAAGAAGAAGUAAGAGAGGCUAAGCGGCCUAACAGACACCAUGAAGAACCUAAAAACUUAGAUGGUAAAAGAGCAGUAACGAUAUGGGUUAAUCUGCUUAGAAAGUCUAUGCCAUUAUCGAGCUCUUUGGCCAUAUCUUUCCUUGCUUGUCACAAAGCAGGAGCACCCAUUCUCCCUACCGAUAUAGUGAGAUGGGCACGAGAAGGAGAGAUUCUGUUCCUAUCUAGUUUUCUCAAGAUUUCAGAGCAAAUGGAAGAGAUAACAGCUUGUCCUGUUCCUAUAAGCGUAAUGUUUAGGCCUCAAACGAUUGUUUCUGCUCAGAUGUUAGAAGUACGAGCCGCUUUGAUUGCUGAUAUUAUUGGUAUGCCUUUGCCUCCUGUAAAUUUCUAUGGCAUAGCUUCAAACUAUCUACAGCGGUUAUCUAUUCCCGAGGACAAGGUUCUUGACCUUGUGUGUCUCAUACAAAACUGGUCAAUGCCUCCGGGUCUAUAUCUAUCCAAGAACGAGCUUAAGCUUCCUACCCGCGUGUGUGUCAUGUCUAUUAUUAUUGUCGCUAUACGGAUACUUUAUAAUAUUAAUGGUUUCGGUGUGUGGGAACGGAGUUUGGGAUUAGUUGGUGCUAGUGAGGCGGAUGUCAAUUCUGAGGAGUCUGAUUCUCCAAUUCAUGAUGAGAUUGAGGAGCUUUCAGAGACAAACUCAGUUGCGGCAGAGUCAUCAGAAUUCACGAAAGCAACUGAGUUUGACACCGAGGAGCUUUUGAAGAAACUUGAAUCGAGAUAUCAUGAGGUCGCAGCUGAAACUUAUGGAUAUAAAAAGGAUCUUUUUGUCCUAUUUAUCGCACGGGAAAAAGAGAUCUUUGCUGGUUUAGAAAACGCAUCAUCUGGUGACGCAUAUAGAACUAUUGAUAAGCUGUGGAAUGGUUACUCCAAAAAUGAGAAAUUCGAACGGCUUGGGACUCCAUUAAAGAGAGUUAGAGACUCGAAAAAUGAUGUAUCACUCAACCAACUUUCAUUGGAUGGAAACAAUCCUUGUACUAGUCUGUCAAUGAGAACCGAAAGCGGAACAAUGGAUCAUGAUCAGUGUUAA